Molecule: messenger RNA, 10451 nt
Organism: Leptonychotes weddellii (Weddell seal)
Lineage: Eukaryota; Metazoa; Chordata; Mammalia; Carnivora; Phocidae
Source: RefSeq, a predicted model, not a curated record
UCCAGAUUCUUUUUUUUUUGCAUUUUUUUCUAAUAUCAUUUGCUGAAAGGUGGUUACUUCUUAAGCAAGGAUUGCUUUAGUGGAUGUUUCCAAAGCAGUCUGUUACUAUUUCAAAGGUCAGAGAGGUAAUGAUUAAGUUGUGCAUCACUUAAAGGUAGAUUUUGACCUCUCACAAGUUGAAGAUCUAAGAUCAUUUACACCCCUUGGGAAGGAAAAAUAACGUAGCUGUCAAGGGCAAAGAAGAGAGAACUGAAGAGUUGCAGGAUAUUUCACAGGCCAAAGUACAUCUGCCUGAUUUGCUUUCUCUCAAAUCCCACACUCGGCUGGAGGGCUUCCUUCUUCCUGACAACGGAGGAGGGUUGCUGAGGAACAUGUCCUCAUCUUUUCUUUGGAGUUUGGUUAUUUUGUUGACAUUUGCUGAAUCAAAUGGUGGAACUGGAGAACUUGAGCUGCAGAGACAAAAGAGAAGUACUGAGCUCCAACAGCCUAGGAUGGCUGCAGAAAGGGGAAAUUUAGUGUUUCUUGCUGGGACUGCUCAGAACAUUGAAUUCAGAACUGGAUCCCUGGGAAAAAUCAAAUUAAAUGAGGAAGACCUUGGCGAAUGUUUACAUCAGAUCCAGAGAAACAAAGAUGAUAUUAUAGAUUUAAAAAGGAGUGCAGUCGGUCUGCCUCAAAAUAUUUCCAGUCAAAUCCAUCAGCUUAAUUCUAAGCUUGUGGAUAUGGAGAGAAAAUUUCAAAACUUACAGCAGACAGUUGACAGAAAGGUUUGCAGCAGCAAUCCCUGCCAAAAUGGGGGAACCUGCCUCAAUCUCCAUGAUUCCUUUUAUUGUAUCUGUCCCUCCCAGUGGAAGGGUCCUCUGUGCUCAGUUGAUGUGAAUGAAUGUGCGAUUUACUCAGGAACACCCUUGGGAUGUCAGAAUGGAGCCACAUGUGAAAAUACAGCAGGGAGUUACAGUUGUCUCUGCUCACCUGAGACACACGGCCCCCAGUGUGCAUCCAGAUACGACGACUGCGAAGGGGGCUCCAAGGAGCUCUGUGUCCACGGCAUCUGCGAGGAUCUAGUCCGCGUGCAGGCUGACCAGCCCAGGUACAGCUGCAUCUGCGACGUGGGGUGGACGUCCCCGCUGAACGGCCCGGCCUGUGUGCUGGACAUAGAUGAGUGCAGCCUCCAGCACUCACCGUGCUCAACACUCGCGCAGUGCUUCAACACACCAGGCUCCUUCUACUGUGGGGCCUGCCCAACAGGCUGGCAAGGAAAUGGAUACAGUUGCCAAGAUAUCAAUGAAUGUGAGAUAAAUAAUGGUGGUUGUUCCGUGGCUCCACCUGUCACCUGUGUGAAUACAUUUGGGUCUUACCACUGUCAAGCUUGUCCACCAGGGUACCAAGGCAAUGGAAGAGUGUGCACACUCAUUGACAUCUGCUCAGUCAGCAAUGGAGGCUGCCACCCAGAUGCAUCAUGCUCCUCAGUUCUAGGUUCCUUACCUCUCUGCACUUGUCUCCCGGGGUAUACUGGAAAUGGUUAUGGGCCAAAUGGAUGUGUGCAACUCAGUAAUAUUUGCCAGAGCCGCCCCUGUUUAAAUGGACAGUGCAUUGAAACAGUCUCUGGUUAUCUUUGUAAGUGUGAAUCAGGUUGGGCUGGCAUCAACUGUACAGAAAAUAUAAAUGAGUGUCUGAGCAACCCCUGCUUGAAUGGGGGAACUUGUGUGGAUGGCAUUAAUGCUUUCAGUUGUGAAUGUACUCGUUUCUGGACUGGACUCCUCUGUCAGAUUCCCCAGCAAGUGUGUGGAGGGUCCCUCUCAGGGAUGAGUGGAAGUUUCAGCUACAUGAGCCCUGAUGUUGGUUAUGUACAUGAUGUCAACUGCUUCUGGGUUAUCCGAACUGAAGAGGGAAAGGUUCGAGAUGAUCAAACCUUACUUGGAAAAGUCUGUGGCAAUGAAACCAUCUCUAACAUUAAAUCCAUUACUAAUAGUAUCUGGAUCAGGCUUAAAAUAGAUGCUUCUGUUGUAAGAGCUAGUUUCAGAGCUGUUUAUCAAGUCGCUUGUGGAGGAGAAUUAACUGGAGAAGGGGUCAUUCGCUCACCUUUUUAUCCUAAUGUGUAUCCAGGAGAAAGGAUCUGCAGGUGGACCAUCCACCAGCCCCAAAGCCAAGUAGUUAUUCUCAACUUCACUGCCUUUGAAAUUGAAAGUUCUACCCACUGUGAUACAGAUUAUAUUGAGAUUGGUAGCAGUUCCAUUUUGGGUUCUCCUGAAAAUAAGAAAUAUUGUGGCACAGACAUACCUUCAUUUAUAACAUCUGUGUACAAUUUUCUUUAUGUCAUAUUUGUGAAAAGUUCUUCUACUGAAAAUCGUGGUUUCAUGGCUAAAUUCAGUUCUGCAGACUUGGCAUGUGGAAAAAUUCUGACAGAGUCAACAGGAAUCAUUCAAAGUCCUGGCCAUCCAAAUAUCUACCCUCAUGGCAUCAAUUGUACCUGGCAUAUAUUAGUCCAACCUGGCCACCUGAUUCAUCUGAUAUUCAGGGUAUUUCAUCUGGAGUUUCAUUACAAUUGCACAAAUGACUAUUUGGAAGUUUAUGACACUGGUUCUGAGACAUCUCUUGGGAGAUAUUGUGGAAAAUCAAUCCCGCCCUCUCUUACCAGUAGUACCAACUCAUUAAUGCUUAUAUUUGUGGCUGACUCUGACAUUGCUUAUGAAGGCUUUUUAAUAAACUAUGAAGCAAUUGAUGCAUCGGCAGCAUGCAUGGAAGACUAUACAGAAGAGUCUGGGACUUUUACUUCUCCAAACUUCCCUGAUAAUUACCCCAACAAUUUGAAAUGCAUUUAUAGGAUCACGGUGGAAACCAGCCAACAGAUUGCAUUGCACUUCACAAAUUUCUCUUUGGAGGAGGCCAUUGGUGGACACUGUAUAGGAGAUUUUGUGGAAAUCAGAGAUGGAGGCUAUGAAAGUUCACCACCCCUGGGAACAUACUGUGGCUCAAAUCCACCUCCAAGAAUCAUCUCUCACAGUAACAAACUAUGGUUACAAUUUAAGAGUGACUUCCUUGGCUCAGGGCCUGGAUUCUCAGUUUACUGGGAUGGAUCAUUGACAGGUUGUGGGGGCAAUCUCACGACUCCCACUGGUGUGUUCACUUCUCCCAACUACCCAAUGCCCUACUACCACAGCUCCGAAUGCUAUUGGAGGUUGAAAUCCAGCCACGGCAGCCCAUUUGAACUGGAAUUUGAAGACUUUCACUUGGAGAAUCACCCAAACUGCAUGUCAGAUUAUCUGGCUGUAUAUGAUGGCCCAAGUACCAGCUCUCAUUUGCUAAGUCAGCUUUGUGGGAAUGAAAAACCGCCUCUCAUCCGUUCUAGUGGAGACAGCAUGUUUUUAAAAUUCAGGACAGAUGAAGGUCAACAAGGAGGUGGCUUCCUAGCCAAAUACCAGCAAACAUGUAGGAACGUGGUGAUUGUGAACCGAACCUAUGGCAUCUUAGAGAGUAUACAUUACCCAGGACCCUAUUCUGACAAUCAGCGUUGCAACUGGACCAUCCAGGCCUCUAUUGGCAACACAGUGAAUUACACAUUUUUAGCAUUUGAAUUGGAAAAUCACAUAAACUGCUCCACAGACUAUUUAGAGCUCCAUGACGGCCCCCGGCGGAUUGGACGCUACUGUGGAACAGAUAUGCCACCCACAGGGAGCACCACAGGCUCCAAGCUUCAAGUGCUGUUCUACACCGAUGGGGUCAGUCACCAUGAGAAAGGAUUUCAGAUGCAGUGGUUCAUUCACGGUUGUGGUGGGGAGUUGUCUGGGACUAUGGGCUCCUUCAGCAGCCCCGGGUACCCCAACACGUAUCCCCCCAACAAGGAGUGCCUCUGGUACAUUACCACAGCCCCUGGGAGUAGCAUUCAGCUCACCAUCCAUGACUUUGAUGUGGAGUAUCAUGUAAGGUGCAACUUUGACGUCCUGGAGAUCUAUGGAGGCCCUGAUUUCCACUCUCCCCGAAUAUCUCAGCUGUGUGCCCAAAGAUCAUCUGAGAAUCCCAUGCAGGUCUCCAGCACUGGAAAUGAGCUAGCCAUCCGCUUCAAGACCGACAGCUCUGUAAAUGGGAGAGGCUUCAAUGCCUCAUGGCAAGCAGUCCCCGGAGGUUGUGGCGGAAUUUUCCAGGCUCCCAAUGGAGAGAUUCAUUCUCCAAAUUACCCCAGUCCUUAUAGGCGUAACACUGACUGCUCCUGGGUCAUUCGGGUGGAAAGAAAUCACCGUGUUCUCUUGAACUUCACUGAUUUUGACCUUGAGCCUCAGGACUCUUGUAUUACGGCAUACGAUGGUUUAAGCGCCACAACUACCCGCCUUGCCCGUGUGUGUGGAAGACAGCUGCUGGCUAACCCCAUCACCUCUUCAGGAAACAGCCUCUUUCUGCGAUUUCAAUCCGGCCCUUCCAGACAGAGCAGGGGCUUCCGAGCUCACUUCAGGCAAGCCUGUGGAAGCUACAUCCUCACCGACUCAUUUGAUACUAUAUCCUCUCCAUUGUUCCCUGCCAAGUAUCCAAACAAUCAGAACUGCAGCUGGAUAAUUCAAGCUCAACCUCCGUUCAACCACAUUACCCUCUCCUUUGACCACUUUGGACUCGAAAGCAGCACAACGUGUACACAAGACUUUAUAGAAAUUUUGGAUGGUGAUUAUGAUGAUGCGCCCCUCCGAGGCCGCUACUGUGGCACCUCCAUGCCCCAUCCCAUCACUUCCUUCAGCCAUGCUCUGACGCUGAGGUUCGUCUCUGAUUCUCGAGCGAAUUCCGAAGGUUUCCAUGCCACAUAUGCAGCAUCAUCAUCCGCUUGUGGUGGAACCUUCCACAUGGCUGAAGGCAUCUUCAACAGUCCCGGCUACCCGGAAGUUUAUCCCUCUAAUGUGGAAUGUGUCUGGAACAUUGUCAGUUCCCCUGGCAACCGGCUCCAGCUGUCUUUUAUAACUUUCCAGUUGGAGGAUUCCCGGGACUGUAGCAGAGAUUUUGUGGAGGUCCGUGAAGGAAACGCCACCGGUCCCUUGGUGGGGCGAUACUGUGGAAAUGUCCUCCCCCUCAAUUACUCAUCCAUUGUUGGGCAUAUCCUGUGGAUCAGAUUUGUCUCAGAUGGCUCAGGCAGUGGCACAGGCUUCCAAGCCACAUUUACUAAAAUAUUUGGCAAUGAUAAUAUUGUGGGAACUCAUGGGAAAGUUGCCUCUCCCUUAUGGCCUGGACGUUACCCCCACAACUCCAAUUACCAAUGGAUAGUAAAUGUGAAUGCAUCUCAAGUUAUCCAUGGUAGAAUCUUGGAGAUAGACAUUGAAGCAGCACCUGGCUGCUAUUAUGACAAAUUAAGGAUUUAUGAUGGCCAUGGUGUUCAUUCCCGCCUAAUUGGAACUUAUUGUGGUACCCAGACCACAACUUUUAGCUCCUCUAGAAAUUCUUUGACAUUUCAGUUUUCUUCCGACUCUUCAGUCACAGGGAAAGGAUUCCUUCUGGAGUGGUUUGCCGUGAAUGUCUCUGUUGGACCUUUACCUACUAUUGCUACAGGUGCUUGUGGUGGCUUCCUGAGGACAGGAGAUGCGCCGGUCUUUCUCUUCUCCCCAGGCUGGCCUGAAAGCUACAGUAACAAUGUUGACUGCAUGUGGCUUAUUCAGGCUCCAGAUUCUACUGUGGAACUUAACAUCCUUUCCCUGGACAUCGAAGCUCACAGAACUUGUGACUAUGACAAACUUGUCAUAAGAGAUGGAGACAGUAACCUGGCCCCGCAGCUAGCAGUUCUCUGUGGCAGAGAGAUCCCUGGACCCAUCCGGUCCACUGGAGAGUACAUGUUCAUCCGGCUCACCUCGGACUUCAGUGUAACUGGAGCGGGCUUCAAUGCAUCCUUUCACAAAAGUUGUGGUGGAUAUUUGCAUGCAGACAGAGGGAUUAUCACAUCCCCUCAGUAUCCGGAGACCUACAGUCCCAACCUCAAUUGCUCUUGGCACGUUUUGGUUCAGAGUGGUCUGACCAUUGCUGUCCAUUUUGAACAGCCCUUCCAGAUUCCAAAUGGAGAUUCUUCUUGCAGUCAGGGGGACUACUUGGUGCUGAAAAAUGGACCUGAUAUCUAUUCUCCACCCUUGGGACUCCAUGGAGGAAAUGGUCAUUUUUGUGGCAGUCAUCCUUCCUCCACUCUGUUCACCUCAGAUAAUCAAAUGUUUGUUCAGUUUAUUUCUGAUGCUAGUAAUGGAGGGCAAGGAUUUAAGAUCAAAUAUGAGGCAAAAAGUUUAGCCUGUGGGGGCAAUAUCUACAUCCACGAUGUGGAUUCUGCGGGGUAUGUGACCUCCCCCGGCCACCCUGACAAUUACCCCCAGCACGCUGAUUGCACUUGGCUCCUAGCUGCUCCUCCUGGAAAGCUCAUAAGGCUGCAGUUUGAAGAUCAGUUCAAUAUUGGAGAAACACCCAACUGCACAUCCAAUUACCUUGAGUUGAGAGACGGGGCUGAUUCAAAUGCACCAGUACUUUCCAAGGUUUGUGGGAGAUCUUUGCCCAGGAGCCAGUUGUCCUCAGGAGACGUGAUGUAUUUGAGAUUCCGAUCUGACAACAGCCCCACUCAGGUGGGGUUCAAGAUCAAGUAUGCUAUAGCCCACUGUGGGGGAAGAGUGACAGGGCAAAGUGGUGUCAUUGAAAGCGGAUAUCCAACACUUCCGUAUAGAGACAAUUUAUUCUGUGAGUGGCAUCUCGAGGGUCCCUCAGGACACUAUCUUACCAUCCAUUUUGAAGACUUUAACCUUCAGAAUUCCUCUGGCUGUGAAAAAGACUUUGUGGAGAUCUGGGAAAACCAUACCUCUGGAAGUUUAUUGGGCAGAUACUGUGGAAACACCAUUCCGGACAGCAUAGACACUUCUAGCAAUGUUGCUUUGGUGAGGUUUGUCACAGAUGGCUCUCUUACUGCCUCAGGAUUCAGACUCCAAUUUGAAUCCAGCAUGGAAGAGUGUGGUGGGGAUCUACAGGGCCCUACGGGAACAUUUACCUCUCCCAACUACCCGAACCCGAAUCCUCAUGGCCGGGUCUGUGAGUGGAGGAUCACAGUGCAAGAAGGAAGGCGGAUCACCCUGACUUUUAACAACCUGAGUCUGGAAGCUCGUCCAUCCUGCAGCAGCGAGCGUGUGACGAUAUUCAAUGGCAUUAGAAGUAACUCACCCCAGCUAGAGAAACUGUGUAGUAAUGUGAACGUAAGCGACGCGAUCAGAUCUUCAGGAAAUACAAUGAAAGUCGUGUUUUUCACUGAUGGAUCCAGGCCAUAUGGAGGCUUCAGUGCUUCCUACACAUCCAGCGAAGACGCAGUGUGUGGUGGGUCCCUUACACAUUUCCCUGAAGGAAACUUUACUUCUCCUGGCUAUAAUGGAGUCAGUAAUUACUCAAGAAACUUAAACUGUGAAUGGACGCUCAGCAAUCCAAAUCAGGGAAAUUCAUCUAUGUACAUUCAGUUUGAGGAUUUUUACCUGGAAAGUCACCAAGACUGUCAGUUUGAUGUCCUUGAGUUCCGAGCAAGUAAUGCUGAUGGGCCUCUGAUGUGGAGACUUUGUGGACCUUCAAAACCUACAGUGCCACUGGUUACACCUUAUCCUCAAGUAUGGAUACACUUUGUCACCAAUGAACAUGUAGAACAUGUUGGAUUCCAUGCGGAGUAUUCUUUUACAGACUGUGGUGGAAUACAGCUGGGUGAGAGUGGAGUGAUCACAAGCCCCAACUAUCCAGCCUCUUAUGACAGCCUGACCCACUGUUCCUGGUUGUUGGAAGCCCCAGAAGGCCAUACCAUCACUCUUACAUUUAGUGACUUUGAUAUUGAAGCCCAUGCAACCUGUGUUUGGGACUCUGUCACUGUCAGGAAUGGUGGUUCUCCUGGAUCACCCAUAAUAGGACAAUACUGUGGAAGUUCAAACCCCGGGACAAUCCAGUCUGGUUCCAACCAGCUGGUGGUGAUUUUUAACUCAGACCAUUCGGUGCAAAAUGGUGGAUUUUAUGCCACAUGGAACACACAGACAUUAGGAUGUGGAGGUAAUUUCACGAACCCUUCAGGUUACAUCCUUUCUCCAAACUACCCAAAGCAAUAUGACAACAACAUGAAUUGCACCUACAUCAUAGAGGCUGAUCCUUUGUCCUUGGUCUUCCUGACUUUUGUGUCUUUCCAUUUGGAAGGGCCCAGGCAAGGAUGUGGUGGUUAUCUGACAGGUUCAAAUAAUACCUUUGCCUCUCCUGAUUCUGACUCCAAUGGAAGAUAUGACAAGAACUUAAACUGCAUCUGGUUCAUCACUGCACCUGUAAACAAACUAAUUAAACUUACCUUCAGUACAUUUGCUCUGGAGGCACAAAGUAUUUUGCAAAGAUGCAUCUAUGAUUAUGUAAAGUUAUACGACGGGGAUAGUGAAAAUGCCAACUUGGCUGGAACAUUUUGUGGUUCCACCGUACCUGCUCCCUUUAUCUCUUCUGGUAACUUCCUGACGGUUCAGUUUGUCAGUGAUGCAACUUUAGAAAGGGAAGGAUUUAAUGCUACGUACACCCUUGUGGACAUGCCUUGUGGUGGGACGUAUAAUGCAACUUGGACCCCGCAGAGUAUUUCAUCACCCAAUUCAUCAAACCCAGAAAUCCUAUUUUCCAUGUGUACUUGGGUCCUCGAAGCUCCCCCACAUCAGCAGGUCAAGAUAACAGUGUGGGCCCUGCAGCUGCUCUCCCAAGACUGUGACCAGAAUUACUUAGAGUUUCAGGACUCGCCUGAGAGUCACGCAAAUCCAGGGCUUCUGGUCUGUGGCAGAAAUGCUUCGGCAACGCCAACGUUCUAUUCUUCUGGGAGCACGGCCAUUGUCAUCUUCAAAUCCGAAGUCCUCAGCGGAAACUCUAGAGUGGGUUUUACCUAUCAGAUUGCAGGUUGCAACAGAGACUAUAACAAGGCAUUUGGCAAUCUGAAGAGCCCUGGAUGGCCAGAUAAUUAUGACAAUAACUUGGAUUGCACUGUUAUCCUCACAGCCCCACAGAACCAUACUAUUUCCCUCUUUUUUCAUUCAUUUGGCAUCGAGGACUCAAGUGAAUGCACACAUGAUUUCUUGGAGGUAAGAAAUGGAAGUGACAGCAGUUCACCAUUACUUGGCACGUACUGUGGAACUCUGCUGCCAAAUCCCAUCUUCUCUCAAAACAACGAACUAUACCUACGGUUUAAGAGUGACAGGGCGACUUCUAGCCAUGGGUAUGAAAUUCUCUGGACCUCAUCACCCUCUGGCUGUGGUGGAACUCUUUUUGGAGACAGCGGCUCCUUCACCAGCCCCAGCUAUCCGGGCACUUACCCAAACAACACUCACUGCGAAUGGGCCAUCACUGCACCUGCUGGAAGACCUGUCACCAUCAGCUUUUACUUUAUCAGCAUUGAUGAUCCCGGAGACUGUGUCCAGAACUACCUCAUCCUCUACAGUGGACCGGAUGCUAAUUCUCCAUCCUCUGGACCAUAUUGUGGGGCAGACACCAACAUAGCUCCCUUUAUGGCAUCUUCACCUCGGGUCUUCAUAAAAUUUCAUGCAGAGUAUGCAGUGCAUCCCUCCGCAUUCCGAUUAACUUGGGACAGCUAGCCGCAUCCCCUGCAGGGCCCACCGACGCGACACUGGACAGCAGCCUGCCAUCCUGAUACGGCAUUCUGCCUGGCCCACUGGGAAUCAUCUGAGCUCUCUCUUUCACCAAAAUAUGUGUGGAAUCAAUGUCCGUACAUUCUUUAAAAAGUAUGCAGAAUGUAGCUACUUUAGUCUUGGCUGUGCAUGUCAUCCUUACUCCUAACAUUUUUGAGCUGAACAUUUUUAAAAAUUCUUUAAAGAUGGCAUAUGGGAUGUCAGUUGUCAAAAGUUCAUGAUAAAAUAGCAUGAUUUUCCCUGUGAAUGUCAAAUGAGGGGUAACAAACAGUAUUGAAUGGUACACAUGAUGCUGCAUGAAUUUGUAACUCAUCACAGUUUCGUCUUUCACUAGCAGGUCUAUGUACGUUUUCAGGUUGAAUUUUUACAUUUGGAUGAACUACACGAAUCCUUCAGAAUAGGAACUCUAAAACCACACUGCCUGAAUUUGCAUUCUAGCGCUCCUCGUUCAGUUCUGCCUUAACUUCUCUGCGCUUUCAUUUCCAGAAGUCCCACCACUGUCUACUCCUAGUUUCCCAACACAGUCUCUAGAGUCAUCAAUUGCUUAGCCACGCUUUUAUAAAGUUUCCUGUGGCCUUUAUCAAAGCACGAGUGCCUAUAUUAAAUAUGCAAAGUUAAGUCUUAAUAACAACAUGGGACAAAGUGAAUGAAAGAAGUUGUGGAAUGUGUUACUUCAUCUUACUGGAAUACUCAAGUGCCAGAAAAAUUAAUGCUGCACAGAGUACAGAGCCACAUACAUAAAAUAUUCUCACCUUUAAAAUUCCUGCUUCCUUGGGGCACCUGAGUGGCUCAGUCGGUUAAGCGUCUGACUUUGGCUCAGGUCAUGAU